Puccinia graminis f. sp. tritici CRL 75-36-700-3 is the source of this 870-nucleotide messenger RNA. RefSeq lists its product as uncharacterized. The transcript has 2 exons. NCBI's taxonomy places the organism in Eukaryota, Fungi, Basidiomycota, Pucciniomycetes, Pucciniales, Pucciniaceae. The record is from RefSeq and is a predicted model, not a curated record. Bases 1 to 870 code for a protein of 289 amino acids.
AUGUCGAGCAACAACAUCACUCCUUCUCAAACACCUCGGGCCUCCAAACUCUCGGGGUCAACUUUCAGCUCGCCCGACUCAGUUGAAGGACUGAACGAAAACUACAGCACUCAAGUGGGACGCCAAAGCCCAACCAAAGAAGUGUGUUCGCCUUGUUCUAGUCGUUCGGGUCCCCUUACCCCUCAACAGCGCAGACAUGGAGCAUCGUUCUCCAAGAUCACAUUCAGCACGGCUGAGUUUAGCGAGGAGCGCUACAUCUACUCCCCCGUAGGCCAAUAUCCGGAUCUGACGGCUGACGAGUCACCAAAGGACGCAGGCUUCGUGCCAUUCUUCGCCAUUCCUGCCACCAGGCACUCGGCGUGCACGCAAACGGAGACGGAGACUCGUCCCAGUGCCAGCAAUGUCCAAUCGGCGGAAUCGUUGCGUCCGGCGUUUUCCUCAGACAAGAGGGAUUCGCACUGCAGUUUUCUAGACUCGUUACUCGUAUCUCUAUACGAUAGUACCAAGCCUAUGCCGACCCUACCAGGCUGGGAGGAAGAUCUGGCCGAUCUUUUGGCCCAGGAAGACGACCCAUUCUGGACUGAAGACUGCACGACGGAGCCCGAGAACCUGGAGGAUUCGGUCCCACUAGGACAUCACUCGGGAGUCCUUCCGAGUACCCUCAAACGUUCUCCCGCACGCGCAAAGGGAUUAAUACGACGAAAAAGGCUUCCCGUUCCGACAGUCAUCCCAGCGAGUGGCUCAUCUGGAGGUUGUCCCUGCGGAAAGCGAUCCGCGCCUAAACGCCACCUGAUCGACCCGGCGAUCAUAGCCGCCCGGGCAGACUUUCAGUAUUGGAACGCCAUCCUCGAUGGACGUCAACUUCCUUGA